AUGCUCGCACGCAACAGUGACAUCGAUGGAGUUGAAGCCUCUAUGCGGUCUAUCGAAGAGCGAUUCAAUCGCAAGCACAACUACCCGUGGGUUUUUCUUAACGAGGUGCCAUUUACGGAAGACUUCAUUGCUCGUGUGCGCGGGAUGACAAGUUCGAACGUCCAGUUUGGACUCAUUCCACCUGAGCAUUGGUACCAACCAAGCUGGAUCGAUGAAGAGCGCGCUAAGAAGGGCAGAGUCGAUCUACAAAACGUAAAAGCGGAUUGGCCUAUACCCUAUGCUGGUAGUGUACCCUAUAGGAAUAUGUGUCGUUUCAAUUCUGGGUUUUUCUUUAGACACGAGCUUUUGGAGCAAUACAAGUGGUAUUGGCGAGUCGAACCAGGUGUUAGCUUCUCUUGCAACAUGUAUUUCGACCCGUUUGUCUACAUGAUCGAAAACAAUAAGCGGUACUCCUUUACAAUUGCGUUGAAGGAGGUUGCGCCAACAGUUCCAAGCCUCUGGGAUUCUGUGAAAGAAUUCCGUAAGACAUACCCGGAAGUCGUUGCAAAGGACAAUGCAUUUCGAUUCAUCACAGAUAAUAAUGGCGAAUCAUAUAACUUGUGCCACUUUUGGUCGAACUUUGAAAUCGCGGAUCUCGACUUCUUCCGCUCGCCAGAGUAUCUUGCCUUCUUCGACUUCCUAGAUGAGACGGGUAAUUUCUACUACGAGCGCUGGGGAGAUGCUCCCAUACACAGUAUAGCCGCCGCCCUCUUCCUGCCACGCUCGCAGAUUCAUUUCUUCAACGAAAUUGGAUACGAGCAUCCGCCAUUCCAGCACUGUCCCAGGGGAGAACCACACCAUCUUGGAGAGUGUUCGUGUAAAUUUACAAACAACUAUGGUAUAGGAUCCUGCCUUCGAAGAUUUGAACGGCUUUUUCCGAAAGGAAAGGUUGGAUAG
This is a messenger RNA of Fomitiporia mediterranea MF3/22, 936 nucleotides long. Its product is annotated as glycosyltransferase family 15 protein. Gene Ontology annotation, biological process: protein N-linked glycosylation; cell wall mannoprotein biosynthetic process. The transcript is spliced from 5 exons. Gene Ontology annotation, cellular component: membrane; Golgi apparatus. NCBI's taxonomy places the organism in Eukaryota, Fungi, Basidiomycota, Agaricomycetes, Hymenochaetales, Hymenochaetaceae. Gene Ontology annotation, molecular function: alpha-1,2-mannosyltransferase activity. The coding region runs from base 1 to 936 and encodes 311 amino acids. The record is from RefSeq and is a predicted model, not a curated record.